Messenger RNA from Emericellopsis cladophorae, 3267 nucleotides. Its product is annotated as Valine--tRNA ligase-like protein. Gene Ontology annotation, cellular component: cytosol. NCBI's taxonomy places the organism in Eukaryota, Fungi, Ascomycota, Sordariomycetes, Hypocreales, Bionectriaceae. The record is from RefSeq and is a predicted model, not a curated record. The transcript has 5 exons. Gene Ontology annotation, molecular function: ATP binding; valine-tRNA ligase activity; aminoacyl-tRNA deacylase activity. Gene Ontology annotation, biological process: valyl-tRNA aminoacylation. Bases 1 to 3267 code for a protein of 1088 amino acids.
AUGGCUACCAACAGUGGGCGAACAAAUCCUAUUGCCGCCUCCGAUAGUCCAGCGCAAGGGGGAGGUCACCCGCCUACAGUUUCGGCCGAUGCGAAAAGUGAAAUUGCGAGCACGACCCAGCAGGGUGCCCAUGCCUCUGGUGCCGAUACAAGCGGUGCUCCCAAGGUGAAAUCGGAGAAAGAGCUCGAGAAGGAGCGCAAAAAGGCAGAAAAGGUCGCCAAACUCGAGGCCAAGAAAGCGAAACAAGCUGCUGAGGCUGCUUCGAAACCUGUCAAGGAGAAGAAGGUCAAGGAGAAGAAGCCCGAGGAGGUCCUGCCCGAUUACGUCGAAGAAACACCAGCCGGCGAGAAGAAGCGCAUCCGAUCGUUCGACGACCCUCAUUUCAAGGCCUACAACCCGAUUGCUGUCGAAUCUGCCUGGUACAGCUGGUGGGAGAAGGAGGGUCUGUUCAAGCCUCGCUUCAAGGAGGACGGCUCUGUCAGGGAUGAAGGCAAAUUCGUCAUUGUCCACCCUCCCCCCAAUGUCACGGGAGCGCUUCACAUGGGUCACGCUUUAGGAGAUUCCCUUCAGGAUGUCUUGAUCAGGUGGAAUCGCAUGCAGGGCAAGACCACACUCUGGCUCCCUGGUUGCGACCAUGCUGGUAUUUCUACACAGAGCGUCGUGGAGAACAUGCUGUGGAGGCGCGAACAGAAAACUAGGCACGAUCUUGGACGAGAAAAGUUCAUUGAAACUGUCUGGGAGUGGAAAGGCGAAUAUCACAAGCGAAUCAACCAGGCUCUGUCUAGCAUGGGUGGCUCCUUUGACUGGAGCAGGGAGGCAUUCACAAUGGAUGAGGGCUUGACUGCUGCUGUCACAGAGACCUUUGUCAAGCUUCAUGAAGAGGGUACCAUCUACAGGGCCAAUCGACUUGUCAACUGGUGCACGAAGCUAAACACUGCCUUGUCCAACCUGGAGGUCCAGAACAAGGAGCUCACCGGUCGCACCCUGCUGGAUGUCCCGGGUUACGAAAAGAAGGUCGAGUUCGGCGUCAUUGUCCACUUCAAGUACCCGAUCGAGGGAUCCGAAGAGACCAUUGAGGUUGCGACGACCCGUAUCGAGACCAUGCUGGGUGACAGUGGUAUCGCUGUCAACCCCAAGGACGAGCGGUACAAGCACCUGGUUGGCAAGACUGCCAUUCACCCCUUCAUUGAGGGCCGCAAGCUUCCCAUCGUUGCGGACGACUACGUCGACGUCGAGUUUGGUACCGGUGCUGUGAAGCUGACACCAGCCCACGAUCCCAAUGAUUUCACCCUCGGUCAGCGCCACAACCUCGAGUUCAUCAAUAUCCUCACUGAUGACGGCUUGAUGAACGAAAAUGCUGGUUCGUACAAGGGCAUGAAGCGCUUCGAUGUCCGUUACGCUAUCCAGGACGACUUGAAGGCCAAAGGCCUGUUCGUUGACAAGAAGGACAAUGCGAUGAAGGUGCCUCAGUGUGAGAAGUCCAAGGAUAUCAUUGAGCCGCUCAUGAAGCCCCAAUGGUGGGUCAAGAUGAAGGAUCUAGCUGAGCCUGCCUUGAAGGUUGUCAGGGACGGCGAGAUCAAGAUUCGGCCGGACACAGCUGAGCGCAGCUACUUCCGCUGGCUUGAAGAUAUCAACGAUUGGUGCAUCAGUCGGCAGCUUUGGUGGGGUCAUCGAUGCCCUGUAUACUUCGCCAAAAUUGAGGGUGAAACGAACGACAGCACAGAUGCCAGCCGGUGGUUCUCUGGUCGCACACGAGAGGAGGCGGAGGCGAAAGCCCAGAAGGCCUUGCCAGGCAAGACCUUCACCCUGGAGCAGGACGAGGAUGUUCUUGACACUUGGUUCUCUUCGGGCUUGUGGCCUUUCAGCACCCUCGGCUGGCCAAAGAACACCAACGAUCUCGACAAGCUGUACCCUACCUCCGUACUGGAGACUGGAUGGGACAUUCUGUUCUUCUGGAUUGCUAGGAUGAUCAUGCUUGGUCUCAAAAUGACUGGCAAGGUUCCUUUCACCGAGGUCUACUGCCAUAGUCUUGUGCGCGACUCAGAGGGCCGCAAGAUGAGCAAGAGUCUGGGCAAUGUCGUUGACCCUCUUGAUGUCAUUUCCGGCAUCGAGCUUGACAAGCUGCACGAGAAGCUCUCUCAAGGCAACCUCCCGGCUAACGAGGUCACCAAGGCCACCAAGUACCAAAAGACAGCUUUCCCUGACGGCAUCCCCCAGUGCGGUGCCGAUGCCCUGCGCUUCACCAUGGUCAAUGCAACGACUGGCGGUGGUGACAUCAACCUGGACGUUAAAAUCAUCCACGGUUACCGCAAGUUCUGUAACAAGAUCUUCCAAGCUACCAAGUAUGUUCUGGGCAGCUUGCCAGAGGAUUUCAGGCCUGCUGCGAAGGGUAAUGUCCCUGGAAAGACCCUCGCUGAGCGAUGGAUUCUCCACAAGAUGACCGCGGCCGCCAAAGAGAUCAACCAGGCUUUGGCCGACCGCGAGUUCUCGAAAGCCACCAUUAUUGUGUAUCGCUACUGGUACAACGAAUUGUGCGACGUGUACAUCGAGAAUUCAAAGGCCAUCAUCCGUGAUGGUACGGAGGAAGAACGCCAGUCAGCGCUGCAGACUUUGUACACCACACUGGAGGCUGCUUUGGCCAUGAUUCACCCCUUCAUGCCCUAUCUCACUGAAGAAAUGUGGCAGCGCAUGCCGCGCAGGCCCAACGACGAUACCACGUCGAUCAUGAUUGCGAAAUACCCCACGUACGAUGCCGCAAUCGACGACCCUCAGGCAGAGACCGCCUACGAAGUCGUAUUGGAGUGCGCCAAGGGUGGGCGUUCCCUGAUGUCCGAGUAUGCCUUGAAGGACAAUGCCCAGCUCGCCGUGCAAGCAUACAACGACGAGACCUUGAAGACUGCGAAUGAUCAGAUCACCUCUAUCAAGACCCUCAUCGGCAAAGGUGUUGCUGACAUCAAGAUCGUUGGACCUGAUGAGGCUCGCCCCACUGGCAGCGUUGCCUACCCCGUGGGCAUGAACGCCACCGUCUUCCUGCACGUCAGUGGGCGUGUCGACUUUGACGCCGAGAUCGCCAAGGCUCAGAAGAAGCUCGACAAGGCGAUCUCAACCAUUGCUAGGCAGGAGAAGACCCUAAACGAGGCUUCCUACAAGGAGAAGUCAUCGGCUCAAACUCAGGAGCUCGACCAGUCGAGGUUGGCAGAAUCCAAGCAGGAGGCCAAGAGCUACGAGGAGACGAUUAAGCAAUUCGAGCAGCUCAAGCUCGAGUGA